UUGGUGUUUCUUUCCCCUGGACUGUCCCGAUUUUUACGUCAAGAAUUGUGUACUUUUAGCAGAAUAAACUAAAAAGACUUGGGAAACUCCCUUCCCCCUGCUGUGCUUUCCAUGACCUGGUGAGCCUCGCUGAAAGUCGUCAGCACUUGUGCCUGGGUCUUCGUCCUGCCCGUUUGCGGACCUUGGUUAACCUCGCAUUGAUUUGCAUGUGUCUAAAUGGAGGCAGCGCUUCGUUUAUGAACCUCACUUUCCCUUUUCUACCCGUGGAACCUGGAUCUCCUAGUUACUUUUGGACAUGAAGUGCAUGCAAUCCUUCGAUGUAACUGUUGAUCAUUGUUUCAAUUGCUGCUACUUUAUAGAGAAACCGGUGUGGGAAACAUCAAAUCUUGCAGUUUUGUUGACAUACCCCUGGCUAUUCCUUCAUGGCUGCUGCUGCUCAUGCCAAACUAGCACCUUGGUACCCGUUGAAGUCCAAAGUUGGGUUGUCCCGCAUAGAAGGGGCAGUGUUUCUGUCUUCACUUCUGCCUAAGUUACUUCUGUGAUUAACCUGGAAAGUUUCAAAACCAUGUGGAAUGGCCUAGAUAUUAUUCACCUGCAUCUGCAAAGCAUGUUCUCUUCAGUGAAUGUAGCACUGUUGUCACGCCGGGGAGGGCUCCACUAGUGAUCCUCAGGAGUCUAGCUCAGAGUCAGACAUCAUCCCCUCUUCCAGAUGGCUGUGUUUUCUUUCAGGGAUGGGGGAUUGAACUCAGGGGCACUCGACCACUGAGCCACAUCCCCAGCCUAUUUUGUGUUUUAUUUAGAGACAGGGUCUCACUGAGUUGCUUCACGCCUCACUUUUGCUGAGGCUGGCUUUGAACUCAAGAUCCUCUUGUCUCAGCCUCGGGAGCCGCUGGGAUUACAGGUGUGCACCACCAGGCCUGACCCAUGUUUUCUUGAUGUGCAGCCAUCAGUGUGUAAUGCUGGUCAAAUUACACAGCCACCUGGGGUGUGCCACUCUGCUCAUUGGUCUUGGAAGCCUAGCUGUUAUGUUGACAUUUUUUUGAGGUAGAAUUCACAUGACAUAAAAUUAGCUAUUUUGAGGUGUGCAGGUCAGUGUUUAGAACAUUCAGUGUUCUGCCACCACCACCUCUAUGAAGUCUCAGAACAUUUUCAUCACUCCCAGGGAAACCCUGUUCAUGAGCAAGCGUUGCCAACUCCUCCCUGCCAACCCCUGGCACCCUCUAAUCUGCCUUCUGUUUCUAUAGAUUUGCCUAUUCUGAACAUUUCCUGUAAAUGGAAUCAUGUGACACGUAGCCUUUUGGGUCUGACUUUUGCUCAGCAUGUUCCUUUUGAGGUUCACCCAUUCUGUGGCAUAUGCCAUUACUUUGUUCCUUUAUGGCUAAAUAACAUUCCGUUAUAUGGAUGGACUGAAUUUUGUUUUAUGACCAGGAUGGUGUUGGUUGGCUCUUCCAUAAUAAAGCAGCUAUGGCUGUUGCUCAGGAGGGACUUUUUCUGAUUGCAUGUGUGUCUUGUCUUAGUUUUUGAAGCAACUCUUGGCCGUGUCUGUCCAUCCUUGACCAUCUUCAAAAAAGAUGCUGACUUUAUCACUUGUCAGCUGGCUCUCAUGACAUGUGAGCUCUUCCCUGAUUUAACUAGAUUGAUCUUACUAGAGAAUAUAACCUUGAAUUCUUUGUCUGUUCUUUUCAAGAACUGUUUUGGGAAAUAACGUAUAGUAUAUGUAUAUACGUCCCAUGUGUCACUCUAGAAUUUAGAUCGCGUUCAGCAGUCACAAACUAGCUGCCUGUUUUUAUAAGUGAAAUGUCAAGGCCAGCAGCCAUACCCACUUGUGUAUAAACCAUUCCCACUGUCUGCUUCCACCUGCAGUGGCAGAACCACAAGAGAUUCAUAUGGCCACAGCCCUGUAUUUUUAAGAAUGAUUGGGGACCCAAAGAGCUUUUGUUUAUGUGGUUAAUGGACAUUGAUGUUCACUGCAUCAGGAAUUAAAAUAAGUUUUUAAAUAUGUGAGGAUUAAUAAUUGCAAGCACAUUACUUUUUUACAUUUCAUUUUUGCAGAUUUUUAAAAAUUUCUUAGUUGUGGAUGAACACAAUAUCUGUAUUUUAUUUAUUUUUAUGUGGUGCUAAAGAUUAAACCCAGUGCGUCACACAUGCUAGGCAAGUGCUCUACCACUGAGCUACAACCACAGCCCCAGCAGAUAAUUUUAAUAUCUGGUAUCAAAGGAAAGAAGUUCUUGAAUCUUUUUCAUUUAGCCUAUUGUGGUAUCACGGCUCAGGCAGCCUGGAGGCCUCUCCUGCACACUCUCAAGAUGAGCAUGAGGUUGUCUAGUGACAGCUUUGAAUUCUUGGGAAAUAGUUUUGACAUUGUGAGAUCCAGGAAAGGUCUUGGGCCCAAAACCUGUGAAGCAGCUGUGUGUUUCUGGCUGCACUGACUCCUGCUGAGUUAUGCUGGUGUUCUGCUACCAGCAUGCUUGGAUUGCCUUAGAAACCUCUGUAGCUUCCUCUGGUGCUUAUUCUUGGCAUGAUGGUGAGGAAUCAGGCCAAGCCACUUCCCUCAGGUUCGAGACCAGGAUCAGUGAAACCACUAGGAUCAGUAAGAACCCACUGUGGGUUCCUACGUUGAUUAAAAAGACGUUAUCCUAACUGACCUAUUCUCUGCUGUGGCACCUGCAUGCGGGAGCCUGCUUCCUCCGUACUCAGCUUGUGGUACGCAGGGUCUCCCGCCAGUCACAGCCUGGCUCUUCUCAUGCCUCCGUUUUUUCAUCUCCAUCUGUCAUCCGCUUACAUCUUCCUGUAGGUCGCAAUUUAUUCUGUUUCUAUAAAUUCUCAUCUUUAUUUGAACGAGAUUGAAUAUAAUCCUCGUAAGUAAAGUUUUUCCCCUUGUAUUGGGUAAAGCAUUUGUAUAAUAAAAAGAAUCAGCCCCUGGGGCUGGGAUUGUGGCUCAGCGGUAGAGCACUCGCCUAGCACAGGCGGGACCUGGGUUCAAUCCUCAGCACCACAUAAAAGUGAGAAGAAGAAAAAAAGUGCAUUGUGUUGUGUCCAUCUACACCAAAAAAUAAAAAAUAUUAAAAAACAAAAAGAAGAAUCAGCCCCUAGUAGAUGACGGUGAUUGCUUUAAUUUGCCCAAGUUAGCAGUUGCUCUGCACUGGUGUUGCUCUCACCAGGUGACAUUAGAGCAGUGAGACCUUCACCCUGUGUCUGUUGUUUCAUCAUGGACUAUAGAUAGCGCAGUUCCCUUGCAGCUUGCUGGUUUUGCCUACCCUCCUGCCCUGCCCUGUUUCUGUCUCACACGUACAGACAUGUUGUGACCAGUGUCAUCACUUUCAUUUCGUCACAACAAACUUUUUAUGCUGCUGAUGUGAUAAUUAUUUUAUGUGUGCAUGUUUUCAUUACUGUAGUUGUUUUUAAACUGGAAAGCUCAAUGUUUCAAACUGCUGGCCCCUCCUGUUCAGUAGCACUUGGGCUCAAUAGAAGCAAAGCCCCUGCAGAGGACCCUGCCCUGAAGUCAGGUCCUACCUCGUCUUCAGAGGGCUAGACUUGCCGAGAGCUCGUGCUGAGAUUUUCAAGCGGGGGACUGUUCUGCUUGUGUAAGAGGAACCAGGUAGUGAUCAAAUGUAUUUUCUGUAAAAGGCUGAUUCUCACAAUUUGUUGAGGACUGGACUUGGCAUAUCUGUUGCUCUAUAGAUGCUGUCGUUCCAGUUUUCAGAAGACUGUGGAGUCUUUUUAACUGAUGAACAAGGCUCUGGUGACCUGUAACUCUGAAGUGAAGUUGAGUCCAGUUAAAAAGCAGGCAUUAGAAGUAGAGGCUACACAAACCCUAGAGAGGCUUCAUUGGCUCUCCUGCUUCUUUUGCAUCCCAAAGCAUAAGCUUAAGUCGACUCAGAAGGACAAGGUCCGCCAGUUUAUGGCGUGUACUCAGGCUGGUGAGAGAACUGCCAUCUACUGCCUAACGCAAAGUGAGUGGAAGCUAGACGAGGCCACAGCCAGCUUCUUCCAAACCCCAGACGUGUUCCACAGGGAGUCCAUGCGGGACGCUGUGGACCAGAGGAAGCUGGAGCAGCUGUAUGGCAGGUACAAAGACCCGCAAGAUGGAGACAGAAUCGGGAUUGAUGGGAUUCAGCAAUUCUGUGACGAUCUGAGGCUGGACCCCACCAGCAUCAGCGUUCUGGUCAUAGCAUGGAAGUUCAGGGCUGCCACUCAGUGCGAAUUCAGCAGGAAGGAGUUCAUGGACGGCAUGACCGAGCUGGGGUGUGACAGCACCGAGAAGCUCAGAACCCUUCUGCCCAGCCUAGAGCAAGAGCUGCAGGACUCCGUGAAGUUCAAGGACUUCUACCAGUUUACCUUCACCUUUGCUAAGAACCCUGGGCAAAAGGGCCUAGGAACAUCACAAAAGAUCGAUUCCACGGGACACUUGGAACCUUCUGCUAGAUUUUGGAAACAUGAUUGCAGAUGAUAUGUCUAACUACGAUGAAGAAGGAGCAUGGCCUGUCCUCAUCGAUGACUUUGUGGAGUAUGCACGGCCAGUGCUCACGGGUGGAAAACACAGCUGAAGGUGGAGCAGGUCCGGAGCCAGCCAUAUCCUGCAGGGCACACCGGGUGGUGCUGUGUGCUUCGCUGCCAGUCUCAGCCACCGUCCUUGCCAUCCCAGAGCUGGAACGCAUCCUGCUCAGAGCCACAAGGCUGGGGUGGGCUCCGUGGGGCUGCUCCCCCAGAGGACAGCCGCCGCCGGGGUCGGCACGCUUGCUGUAGCUGCUGCUUUAGGAGAUUGCUGUCUGAUGCAGGUUCAAGGUGAACACCAGCAGUUACCAAUCGCACCCUGUCACAUUGUGAUCCCAGUACAGAGCCCUGUCUGUCCCGGGAGGAUGUGGUUAUGUGCAAGUCAGACGGCCAGUGCCAGGAUGCAGCUCACCUAGGGACCCAGUGCUGUUCCUCCUGGGGUUGUGCUAUCUCUGGUUUGGAUAUUUGUUCUCUCGGGAUGUUUAUCUGAGACCCAUUUUAUAUUUAAGGCCCCGUUGCAGUCUGCAGUAGUGUCGUGUGUGGGCAUGAUGCAGCAAUCAGACUGUUGUCUUUCUGACAAUGCUAUUUCAACUUCCUGAGAAGUUCUGUACUUUUAAUAUAUUUUAUUUAAAAAGACAUUUUUCCAUUUUCCUUUUUGAAUGGUGAAUUACAAAUUUAAAAUCAAAUGCUCUUGUCCCUUUCACCUGUCUGCAGUCCCACAGUGCCUACGGUCUGGCCUUACAGCCAUCCUCACGUGGAUGCAAAGCCCACACCUGGACCCUUAUCUCUUUUGCAAGCUACAGCCUGAGUUUACGCCCAGAGCCACUGGUGCAUGAGGUGCAGAGGCCCGGGGGGCCACUCUCCUGCUGUUGAGCUUUGAACAGCACUGUGCUGACCUGAGCACGCACUACAAGACCUUGUCCACAGCGUGCCUUGCUGCCCUCCUGCAGCAUGCCAUGGAGAGACGGGCCGGGCUCUCUGGCCAUCUCCAUGUCCUGUGCACAGGGUACCCCUGGAACCUGCUCUGUGCUUAGCUUCUGUGUGGACAUGCCACAGCCUUAGGGAGCAGCCCCUCGCAGCCUGAGGACCAUGUGCCCUGCAAUGUGGGCAACUACCAGUGCUGCAGAGGGCCGCAGGGACGGAGGCCUGAGGGCGAGGCUGGUCUGUUCAGGGCGGGCCAUGUGACCUUUCUCAGGCUCUCUUGCCCUGUCUGGAAGAGGAAACAGCCAUCUCUAAGUCUAACUCAGCAUUUCUUCAAUCAAAUAAACUCUGGCUGUAAUAAAAACCCCAGAAGCAGUACAGCACCCCCCUAGACUGCCUGGACUCCUGUUCUGUUCGGAGAAGUUUGUAGAAUUCAGUGACGAAGUGAGGGAGGCCCGCAGUCCUUCUGUGGGUAAGUGUGAAGUUCUGUGGGACUGUCGAUAGAUACUGAAGUGAACUUGGUCAGACUUCAAAGACCUGUGUUCUGCUGCUUCCAUUAGUCAACCUUUGAGUCCUGCAUGCUGCAAAGAUGCUAAGAACUUCAAAAUACCGCAAUAAAGUGUUUUCUCCAGACUA
Molecule: messenger RNA, 6048 nt
Organism: Ictidomys tridecemlineatus (thirteen-lined ground squirrel)
Lineage: Eukaryota; Metazoa; Chordata; Mammalia; Rodentia; Sciuridae
Source: RefSeq, a predicted model, not a curated record